Messenger RNA from Folsomia candida, 5922 nucleotides. RefSeq names its product rap1 GTPase-activating protein 1 (gene RapGAP1). The coding region runs from base 992 to 4579 and encodes 1195 amino acids. Gene Ontology annotation, molecular function: GTPase activator activity; protein binding. Gene Ontology annotation, biological process: activation of GTPase activity; regulation of small GTPase mediated signal transduction. Lineage: Eukaryota; Metazoa; Arthropoda; Collembola; Entomobryomorpha; Isotomidae. The transcript is spliced from 20 exons. Gene Ontology annotation, cellular component: cytoplasm. The record is from RefSeq and is a predicted model, not a curated record.
CAAAUUUUAACUGAGAGAAGAAACUCAAUAUAUUGGAAUCACGAACAAUCAUUCGAGUUGAAUUUUAAUUCCCGUAAUCAAGUUGAGAUUUAUUAAGCGGUGGAGUAAUUGCCAACCAUCAAAUUAAAUAAGAAUCUUAAGUAUUCCGAGAAGACGAGCGAGAGUGAGGCAGAGAGAGCAUACAAACGUACGCAUGAUAGUGAGCAAUUUAAUCUUUAGCCAUUUCCUCUGGGGAAAUUCUAAACCUGCCAAAGAGAUGAGUGGGUUCUGACUUUGGGAAGAAUGCUGAAUUUUAAAAUGCAUAAUUUAAUAAAAAAGAUUAAAAAGUGUUUCUUUCAUUGCUCUCGGCGGGGGAUCAUUUAAAACCAAUCCUUAAGCCCAUUACCUUUGUGAAAACAAGACAGAGUGCACAUUCAAAAUUUCAAAGUUGUACAUACACGAUCUUUAAUUGAAUUAAAUUAAAGUAUCCAACAAACUAAUCAAACGAGUUGCCACUACUAACUAAGUCACAAAUUCAGGUAAAGGAGUGAGUAGUUAGCAUAGUGCCUAUCUGCAUACAUGCAAAACUUGCAAUUACUUCCUUAAAAAUAUUGCAACUUGUGUACACACUCAUAUUUUCAAAACAAUUGGUCCGAGUUGCAUCUAUGUAUGUGCAUACAUCCUGCAGUUUCAGUAUGCUUUGGUCAGAUAAAAUCUCAACAGCUCCUUGUUCCACGCACAUACUUGUGAUCAAGCUCCAUGUAAAUAAUCGUACAAAGUGCACAGAAAUAGUUAUUGUGACGUAACACAUUGUGAAAACGGACUUUCUGUACAAAACUAUAAAACUAUAUUAUUUGUGUGCUGUGGGUGUCAUUGAAAAGUCCUGCAAUUAUUUUUAUUUGCCUCAUUGGAGAAGAAUUUACGAUCCCACAGGAGAGAGAAUUUAUCACACCUAUCGUGUUAAUGGAGGUGACAGAAUAUUCAAAUUCAGAUACAAACGGAUAAAGUCACAAUGAAUUCUAAUCGACGUCAGUCAACCGGUCUGCACCGAUUCUUAUCUGUGGGACAUGGUGAGAAUGGGUCUCUAUAUUUUAACGAAGAGGAAGACGUGGAGUACAAUCCAGUCAAUGAGAUUCAAGUGGAUGGUCCCAUGGAAGAGGAUAACGAAGCUUAUGCCGUUCAUAAAACACGAUCGUACAGCUUCAGCCAAUCCAGUGGUACGAAUCGUCCCUGUACUUCGACGCCAAUUAAUCGUGCAAUAUCUCAACAGAACAAUCAACUCUACCCAAAUCGAAGACCCAGUUUGAACAAUACCUUCAGGCGACUUUUACCGAAAAUGAACUCGAGUAAUUCAGAUUCCUCCCAGCUUUCGCAUAAAAUAUGUCGCUACGCCGAGUCGCCAGAAUGUUCUCGUGUGACCUUUCGGAACAAUAACUCUGAGAUUUCUCCCAUCGCACCGAGAUGUAGAUCAAAUUCUCUAAAAUGCUCCGUGGUGGAGCUCAAGUCUCCACGGAAGAGCAAAGACUUUCUCCACCGACUCAACUGCACAAGUAGUUGUAGUGAGGAUAGAGAUUUCAUGUUUAUAAGCAAUCAGCCCGACCCCACUGUUCAGAAUGACGUGAAAAUCGCCACCCACAGCCUCCAACACCUUUCUUCUUCCCCCAUCGUAUCCAAUAAAACAUGCGUCAACAAUAAUAAAUUGGUUUUCAACCAUCGCAAUAACGCUGGUACUGCACGUGAUGAUCCUGUGAUUUCGUCACCACCUUGUACCCCAUUAUUUGCACGUCGCGAAUCACCCCCUCGGGUCAACUUCUUGAUUGCCAAAAGCCAGACUACGAGUUCGGUUGGAUGUGACAGGUUGGCAGGUGUGACGAGACGUCCUUCCGACUUUCCUAAAACUAAUUUUCAUCUGUUUGGCUACCGUGGUGGACGGAAAAGUGUGGGUGAAAUCCUGACAGCUGCAACAUCUUCAUCCGUAACAUCAACGCCGAUUCAAACCCACAGAAAAAACAGGUUCGGUUCAGUGCCUAGCAUCCAAUUUCACUAUGCUGAGGAUGAAGAGGAGAUUGAGACGAGACGGCAACCAAGUAGCACAAUCAGUACUCCAGCCACUCCCGACUUGGGAAAAAAUAGGACUCCUGGAAACUUUAUGCGACGUUCAGCCACAAUUGCCUUUAGUAAAGGGAGAAAGCUAAGCGGAUUACUUGGAUAUUCUCUUCCACGCAGGCGUAACAACAUGAACAUGGAAGCCCUAGCCUCCCACCGUUCCUCGUUUGACUCCACGGCGGCGUCGGCGAUGACCAGUCGCAGAGAAUCCGCAGACAAAGUACUGGGAGCGUCAUCAGACCUAUUUGAAAUGCUGGAAAGACUGCAGAACAGUCGCUUGGACGACCAGAGAUGCGUUCUGCCCUCGUAUUUUACUCAGUCAAGUCGGGAGGACGGGAGUAAAUCUCCGGCUUCAAACAUGACAUCGUCCACGGGGUCGGCAUUAUCAUCUCCUCCUCCGUCUAAGGAGUUGCUGGAGGAGGUACUGAGUCGUCCUGGUCCUUACCCGAUGGUUGUGCUUCCCCGGCGUGGUGGAUACUGGGUCGAAGGAGCUGGGUCCGAAAGUCCCCCCGAAUUUUCCUCCCUCUCAAACAACUGUAAUACAGGAACGAUGCCCAAACCAAAGAUUGAUCAGGAUGAGACAGCCUUGGCCUACCGAAAAUAUUUUCUUGGAAAGGAACACUACAAUUUUUGUGCCAGCGACGAAAAACUCGGCCCGAUUCUUCUAUCCGUCAAAGCGGAAACCGUUGCAGGGCAUGAACAUUGGCGUUUGAUUUUGAGACUCAAAACUGGGACUUCGGCGGAGUUAGUACCCGUGUCAUGUUUGAGUGGCACCAAUUCUCCCUGCCCCGGCCGAAUGGCUAAGUUGCUGAAUGAAGACGUAACAACAGAGAAAUUUAUUCCUAUCGUUUGUCCUCGAGCCUCAGAUCUGAUCGCAUCUUACGAUGAACACGUGCUGGUCAAUACGUACAAAUUUGGAGUUGUCCUACAAAAACCUGGACAGACGACGGAGGAGGAUCUUUUUAGUAACAGAAGUUCGGAGAGUUUGGACCACUUUCUAACGGUCUUGGGCGAGCGGAUCCCACUUACAGGACAUGAAGGAUACCGUGGAGGACUGGACACCCUGCACGGUCAAACGGGAGAGGAGUCAGUUUACCAUGUUUACCAAAACAGAGAGAUCAUGUUCCACGUCUCUCACCUCCUUCCGUUUAUGGAGUCAGAUCCACAGCAGUUGCAGAGGAAACGACAUAUCGGAAAUGAUAUCGUCGCUGUGAUUUUCCAAGAAGAAAAUACCCCUUUUUCACCUGACAUGAUUGCUUCCCAUUUCCUUCACGCUUUCAUCGUUGUUCAAGUUAUUGAACGCAAUGGCCCAAACACGAGAUACAAAGUGAAUGUUACGGCCAGAGAUGACGUCCCUUUUUUCGGGCCCACUGUUCCAAGUCCACCAAUUUUUGACAAUGGUCCCGAACUUCGAGAAUUCCUCCUCACCAAACUCAUCAAUGCUGAAUCCGCUUGUUACAAGGCUGAAAAGUUCUCCAAACUUGAGAUGAGAACGAGGGCUUCCCUUUUAAGUUCGUUGGUGGACGAAGUACGGAGAAAGUCUGUCGAGUUUCUGGGAUCGUGCGGAUCGAUAGACUCCAUGGGGAACGGUACCGGAGUUAGUACUGGAAGUGCUGGAAGUCGAUUUAUGGAAACUGUACGAAAAGCUCUAAGUUCAGCAAAGAACAAUUCUGCGACAAACAAAGGCUUGGGUGACUCUAUGGGGUUCAAUUUAUCCUCCUCCUCUACGUCGUCAACCCCGGCGGCUUCUAGCAUUCUUACCAACGGUCAUGGUCUUCAUCAUUACAAUUCCAUUGGAAACAAGGAUCCAACAACAGCUACGAAUGGUCACUCAACCAGUGGGACAAACAGUAACAACAGUUCUAUGAAAUUGAGACACAGUAUCCACAGUAGUGCUAAUGGAUCCCCUGUUGUCGAUGUAAGCAGCAGUUCGUCGACUCUGCAGAGUUACCGAAAUGGUACUGGAGAAACUACAGUGAUAACCUCCGUGAAUGGAUUGGUCAAGAGACCACCAAGCCCACCAGUUUCUGUCUCCAGUCCGGAUACGCCACCUCACUGUUCCGCAAGCAUCCGAAUUUCCGAAAGUGACGACUCAUCUCUGAAUAGUGAAGAACUUGAAGGAUCUGCUGCAUCACACCAUCACCAUCAUUUUCACAAAGCCAAGUGCAUAAAACCCUUCAAAGGCUCCAACGAAGAUUCUGACACUGGUUUAGAGUCGAUGUCAUCUGCAGGAACACCAAACAAGCGUUCGUGCUCGCUAUGUUUAGAAGACGAAUCAAAUGCCAAAACAAAUGACGGUUUAAAACAUGAAAUUAACAAACUUAAAUGUGACAAACUUGAUCUACUGCGUCAAAACGUGGCGUGCCAGAGAGAUAUAAAAAAGCUGAAGGAAAAAGAACUUCAAAUCCAUGCCGACUUGCAAGCUGCUUCCAAAGAAAUUUCUCGCCUCAGAAAUCUGCUGAAAGAAUACGGAUCAGAAGGGUCCAUCGUUUAAUCGCAUAUAUCGUGUGAAAAUGGGGCUUAUCUGCUUGUCAAGUUAAUCCACGGUUAAUCAAUUCUUUUAUCAGUUCAAUCAAGAACCCAAAGCUAAAUAUUUAGGUAAACUAUAAGAAUGUGUACAUAGAAUAAUAUUUAGAGAUGUGUUUAUUAUUCCUAAGUACAGUACAUAUGUAUUUAAUAAUAAUGCCUCAUUGAUUCUGUUAACUUGUUUAAAUGCGUAUUUAUGGCUCUAGUCAUUGUUAACAGUUAAAAAUCACAAAGUUUGGCUUAUUUCAGUUUAUUAUUAGUGUGGCUUGAUCGAGCGAUAAAAGAGUGGUAAAUGAUCAAGUUUUUUAUGGGUUACCAUUCAUGUUGAAAGAAGCAUGUUAUUUACCAGUAGAUAUCCACAAACGGCACACAUUCUGCAUCAUUUAUACUUUGGUUCAAAUUAGAUAAGUUUGCUUACAGUGUACAAAACAAAUCACACGCAAAUGUAUUUUAAAACUGCACAUACUCUAAGAUUUCGCGAUUUGAUAUGAUGGAUGAGUGAGUUUGUUCUCGUGAAUGAGGAACAUGCAUAAGACUUUAGUUUGGUAUUAAAAUAUUAUUACAAAUUUGACAUUUCACGUUAUGGUUCGUUAAUUCGGGUUUAUCUGUAAAAAUACUCGGCAAAAACUGUUGUCACCCCACUCUCUUCGUUGUAUAUUUCCACUUUGUAUCUUGUGAGACUAUAUAUAGAAGUAUGCCACAUGUCCAUCUUACUGUGUUUACUGGAAAUUAAUUAUGUUAUUCUACUCUGCCUUCAUUUCCAGUCUUCAUAAUAAUAUUUACAUUUGUAUGUCUGCGUACUAUUAUUCUUAUUACAUCACUUUGUCAAAUUGGCAAUUUCACUCAUGUAACUUUUUCUAUCUCUAAUAGAACAACCAACUCUCUGGACUGAUCCUAACCCAAUAGUUUCCAAUUCUUUUUACGUAUUUUAAAUGGUCGCUGGCUACUGCGACACCUUGUACCUCUUCUUCCAGUACAACCUAACUGCCUACACGUAUUUUUUGUACAAGAGAACUUUGUCUAUGAUAGAACAUGAAAGUGAUGAAACUUCUUUGAAAAUUAACUUUAUCAUCCAGUAUCAAACCAUCUAUUAAUACAUAUUCAUUGUUGUUAGUUAUUCAAUCUCUACAUAGGUAUACAAAUAAUCUUUAGAAUAAGAAACCACUAUAAUGUUUUAGUUUAUAAUAGCUGUAGUUGGUUAUUCCUCCUCCUCCUCCAGAUUAUGUCACUUGUGAUGCAGAAUUCGUAGUUUGGAGAAACGAAAUUCCAAAUAAAUUACCAUUUGCUGUUACCAAAUUAUGCUCUCCAAAA